AUGGCCAUAAUAAUCACAAUCCUCGCCACAAUAGGCGGAAUCUGGAUCUCCCGAUGGGCAUUAAACACCUAUCGCUUUCUAGCAAUCUACCUACACCCCCACAACCUAGCACGGUAUCACCACACCUCGCCAUCAGGGCAGCCUCCUUGGGCAUUCAUAACCGGCGCAAGCGACGGCAUAGGAAAAGGGUAUGCCUACGAGCUAGCACGACAAAACUUCAACCUCAUCCUCCACGGACGCAACGCCCAAAAACUAUGCUCCGUACGGUCAUACCUGCUAACCGAGUUCCCAUCCAUCGAGAUAAAAACCGUCCUCAGCGACGCCUGUCUAUAUGGUCCCCCCUCUUACAAAGAGAUAAAAGAGAUCGUCGCCGAGAUUCAAGACCUACAUCUCACGAUUCUAAUAAAUAACGUGGGAACCGGGACAAGGCCUACGGGACAUGUAUUCUCCAACUUCCAGGACGACAUACCAAGUGACAUCGACGCCAUAAUCAACGCCAACGCCCGCUUCCCAGCGCAUAUCACUCGCGCUUUACUCCCUCUUCUCCUCUCCCACCGCAAGCCCUCCCUAUUAUUAACCAUGGGCUCCAUCGCCGACAUCGGCUCACCCUAUCUGAGCGUCUACUCGGCCACCAAGGCCUUCGGGACGUCCUUCUCGCGGGCGCUAACACGGGAAAUGGCCGCGGAAGGCCAGAAUAUUGAGGUGUUGGCGAUCAUGACGAGUUCAGUGACGGAAACGGCGACGGAGAAUGCGCCGUGUAGUAUUGUGCGGCCGGCGGCGAGGGACUUUGCGAGGGCGGCGUUGAGGAGGACGGGGUGUGGGUGGGAUGUUGUGGAGGGGGUGUGGACGCAUGCUGUGCUUCACGCGGUGACGAGGCGGUUGCCUGCUGGGUGGCUUUCGGGGAUUUUGAGGGAGAGUGUGAGGGAGGAGAUGAAGAGGGAGGGGAAGAGUGCGUGA
Messenger RNA from Hymenoscyphus albidus, 957 nucleotides. NCBI's taxonomy places the organism in Eukaryota, Fungi, Ascomycota, Leotiomycetes, Helotiales, Helotiaceae. The record is from the annotation of a GenBank genome assembly.